This is a messenger RNA of Osmerus eperlanus (European smelt), 2721 nucleotides long. It is a transcript of the gene podn, whose product is annotated as podocan. The record is from RefSeq and is a predicted model, not a curated record. Bases 315 to 2114 code for a protein of 599 amino acids. Gene Ontology annotation, molecular function: protein binding. The transcript is spliced from 12 exons. Lineage: Eukaryota; Metazoa; Chordata; Actinopteri; Osmeriformes; Osmeridae.
UUUUUUGGAACUUUCCCUCCCUCACUCCCACUUUCCCUCACAUCUGGAGGGUAUCUGGAGUGGUGGUGACUUGUCUCUCCUUCUCCCUUCCGAUGGGAUUAUGUAUGGUUGGACUGGACUUAACACUGCUCUGCCUCUCAGAAAAAAUUGAUCACAAAGGGUGGUGAGGGCACUGGGAGGAAAGCAGGGCAGUGGAGAUCCUGGCACAGCAGGGAACUCUCAACUUGUCUUUGUCCAUCUGCAUAGGAUCAGAGACCAAGCGUCCAGAAGAUUAUUGAGCAUUUGUGGCUCAGCUGGAGUUCCAGCCAAGUGCCAUGUCGUUCCCCAGACUUUCUCUCCUGCGGGCCCUGGGUGUGCUGCUCCUAACCUGGGCGCUGGUGCAAUGCCAGGCCCCUCUGGAGCCAGAAGAACAGGAAGAGGAAGAGGAGGAGGAGGAAGAGCUCACUGAGGAGACGGCUACUGUUAGGGCCAAGAUGGAGUCUCUGGUCUGUCCUCCAGAGUGCAGCUGCACAGAAGAGGGGGCAGUGGAUUGUGCUGGGGUCGACCUCACUGAGUUCCCCAGCGAGCUGUCAGAAAACACUCGCCAUCUUUCCCUCCAGAACAAUCGUAUCGAGGAGAUAACCAUUGAGCAUCUCUCCUCUCUGCACCACCUGGAGACGCUCAACUUACAGAACAACCGCCUCACCACGCACGGCCUUGAAGAUGAAGGGUUUGAAGUUCUAAGUCAGCUGACUUACUUAUACUUGGCAAAUAACAAGCUCAGCUCAGCACCAAAACAUCUUCCUACUUCCUUGAUCAGCGCAGAUUUUGCUGCUAAUCAACUGACAAAGAUAUAUCCAUAUACAUUUGGCCAGAAACCAAGACUGAAGUCUGUCUAUCUCCAUAACAACAAGCUGACGGAUGCAGGUCUGCCAGAACACAUGUUCAAUAGUUCCGACGGCCUGGAGAUCCUCAUUAUGUCCAGCAACUUCCUGCGUUACGUACCCCGGAACCUGCCAUCUGCCCUCCAUCGCUUUCAUCUGAAGAGUAACAAACUGGAGAAAAUUCCACCCGGGGCUUUUGACAACCUGUCCCACCUCAGAGAGCUAUAUUUACAGGACAACCUUUUGAGCAACGACGGUAUGGACAAUGAGACUUUCAGUCAGCUGAGCAGCCUGGAGUGCCUGGACCUGUCAAACAACAACCUGAGUGUCGUCCCCAAGGGCCUACCCCGCAGUUUGGUGUUGCUCCACCUGGAGAAGAACUCCAUCCACAGCAUCCCCAGGGACACGCUCAGCCCCAUCCGGAACCUAGAGUACCUCCUGCUCCACAACAACAAACUCCGGUCACGCUCCAUAGACCCGGCCGCCUUCCACGGCCUGAAGAAACUCCACACCCUCCACAUGUACAAUAACCUGCUGGAGCGCGUUCCCCGAGGCCUGCCCCGACGGGCCAAGACCCUCAUGUUGCUCCACAACAGCAUCUCGGAGAUCGGCCGCAACGACCUGAUUGCGCUGUACACCCUGACGGAGCUCAACCUCAGCUACAACCGUCUGACCAGCUCAAAGGUGCACCGCGAGGCCUUCAGGAAGCUACGCCUGCUGGAGACCCUGGACCUGUCCGGGAACGGGCUCCAGGCGCUGCCCGUGGGCAUGCCGCGCAGCCUCCACGUCCUCCGGGUCAAGGACAACCAGCUGACCUCCAUACCGGAAGGGGCGCUGACCAGCAUGCCCAAGCUGAGGGAGAUCAACCUCAGCAACAACGAGCUGAAGCUCAACUCCAUCUACCAGGGAGCCUGGCUGGAGCUGAGUGCACUGAAGAUACUGGACCUGUCGAGUAACCAGCUUUCUCACAUCCCCUCGGACCUGCCUGAGUCUUUAGAGUACCUUCACCUGCAGAGUAACCGCAUAAGCAACAUACCCGUCACAGCUUUCGAAGGCACGCCCAACAUCAAAGCCAUCUUCCUACGGUCCAAUCGUCUGUCAGUGAACUCAGUGAAGGAAAGCUCUUUCUCCCACCUAACCAACCUGCAGGUUCUGGACUUGGGCCCGUCCAGCACUGAACGCUCCUUUGGACAUGAGGAAGAGGUGGAGGAAGAGGCGGAAAUGGAGGAGGAGAUUGAGGAGGAGACUUAAAGCUGAAUUCUGUUAGAAAAGGAUGGAGAAAACGGAGGUGGUGGUGAAUGGCAUGUGUAUAUCUUUCUGGUGCAGGAUACCAGAUUAAUUGUUGUUUCAGACUUUGCUUUUCAGUGCAAUGACCUGCUACUGCAUAUAAUAUUCCUCCUCUUUCUGUCAGGUUUAAGGAAAUUUUCGUUUGAUUAAAAACGAUGCACUCUGUGUUAAUGUCUGUAAGUAAACAGUCAACAUGUCAGCGAUCACCAUGGUUUGCAUCUAAAUCAGUUCUUUCAAAGUUUGACACAAUCAAAAUGUGUUUAUAUUCUGACUCAAUUUCAUUUGAGUGUGUGAUGUGAUUAUUACCAUUGCUAUGCCAUUAUGCUACUGUACUUGAAGCCAUUAGGAUAGUCAUAUAGUGUGUACCUGUUUAGUUUAGCCUAUUUUGAAUUUUUUCCUUAUGUCUUGUUUUACAAAAUUUAAGAUUGCAAAUAUUUUCUAAAAUACUUUUACCCUACAUUUUCACAGAAAUUAUUUUAUACUCCUCUCAUUUUUAUAAAUACCAUGGAUGUCUAUGUAUUAGUCUGCAUAAAUUGUCAAGGCUUUCUGCAAUAAAUUAUUUAUAAAAGUA